Molecule: messenger RNA, 1428 nt
Organism: Malassezia vespertilionis
Lineage: Eukaryota; Fungi; Basidiomycota; Malasseziomycetes; Malasseziales; Malasseziaceae
Exons: 2
Coding region: 1-1428 (475 amino acids)
Source: RefSeq, a predicted model, not a curated record
AUGCUAAACAUGGUCUGCAUUGCCAUGCUCCUGGCGAGCCAGGCAAUGACUGUGUCGGCUGCGCCAAUUGCCGGAGACGGCAUUGCACCGCGCGCCUAUGGUGCUGACGCUGGUAUGCCCCCUGCACAAGACCACGUCGUCCCAGGCAUGCAACGUUUCAACCGCCGCAAGAUGCAGGCUGAACCCACUUGGGAGCCGUACACGGUGCUGAUUCCCAUGACGAACUCGAACGGCCAAACGUCGCACGAGGCCAGGACCAAAUACCGCACUAAGACCAAGACCAAGACCAAGCUGGCUACAAAGACGAACACCUACGUUACCACAUACACCCAGAUGCCCACCCCCAAAACGGAGACCCUUGCAGCCACGAUCACGUACGAUGCCGUCGAUCAGCCAGUGACGUACACUGGCAACCAUGGAUCGAUGCCCAAGUUGGGCGGCAUCACUGGCGUCGGCAGCAAUGCGAACAGCAACGCAAACGCCAACUCUGGUGCAGGUGCGGACAGCAGCGCCAACUCGAAUGCGAGCAGCGGUGCUAACGCCGGCUCGACCGAUGAUGGCGACUCGUUGUCGGACCCAACUUCUACUACAGGCUCUAACGCUGGCGCCAAUGCUGGCUCUGCGUCCAACUCGGACGCUGGCUCUGGCUCUAAUUCUGGCUCUGGCGCCAACUCAAACUCGAACUCGAGCGCCGACUCUGACGCAAACUCGAGCGGUUCGUUCCCUGGCCUGACGGGCUCUAACUCUGGCUCGGGUGGCAGCUCCAGCUCCACGAACCACAAGUCCACUGGCCAUAAGUCUAGCUCUGGUUCCGGCUCUGGCUCUGGCUCUGGCUCUGGCUCUGGCUCUGGCUCUGGCUCUGGCUCUGGCUCUGGCUCUGGCUCUGGCUCUGGCUCUGGCUCUGGCUCUGGCUCUGGUUCCGGCUCUGGCUCUGGCUCUGACGCAAACUCAAGCGAUUCAUUCCCUGGUCUGACAGGCUCUAACUCUGGCUCUGGUUCUGGUUCUGGCUCUGGUUCUGGUUCUGGCUCUGGUUCUGGCUCUGGCUCUGGCUCUGGUUCUGGUUCCGGCUCUGGUUCUGGUUCUGGCUCUGGCUCUGGCUCUGGCUCUGGCUCUGGCUCCGGCUCCGGCUCCGGCUCCGGCUCAGGCUCAGGCUCAGGCUCUGGCUCUGGUUCCGGCUCAGGCUCUGGUUCUGGCUCCGGUUCGGGCGCAAACAUUGGCUCGGAUGGGGACAAUGAUGACGGACUGGAGCUUUGUGAUGGCGACAGCGACAGUCUUCUGCCCCCGCUUUUGCAACCGUUCCCUUCUGGUAACAAGGUUAGUGAAGCAAUACUCAACUCUAACGGCAACUCGUCCAAGAGUCAUCGCUCAGACAAGCCCUCUAGCUCUGCUAGCGUCAACGAGGAACUCGACGACUGCGAAGAAGAGUAA